GAACUAACGUCACGCUGAGUCGCUCAGCGGUGGCAGGCGGGGCCGAGGCGGCCAAGCCAAUGCGAUGGCUGGGGCGGGGUCGGGCGCUCUAUAAGUUGUCGAUAGGCGGGCACUCCGCCCUAGUUUCUAAGGAUCAUGUCUGCGAGUCAGGAUUCCCGAUCCAGAGACAAUGGCCCCGAUGGGAUGGAGCCCGAAGGCGUCAUCGAGAGUAACUGGAAUGAGAUUGUUGACAGCUUUGAUGACAUGAACCUCUCUGAGUCCCUUCUCCGUGGCAUCUACGCCUACGGUUUUGAGAAGCCUUCUGCCAUCCAGCAGCGAGCCAUUCUCCCUUGUAUCAAGGGUUAUGAUGUGAUCGCUCAAGCCCAAUCUGGGACUGGGAAAACAGCCACUUUUGCCAUAUCAAUCCUGCAACAGAUUGAAUUGGACCUAAAGGCUACGCAGGCCUUGGUCCUGGCACCUACUAGAGAGUUGGCUCAGCAGAUACAGAAGGUAGUCAUGGCAUUAGGAGAUUACAUGGGUGCCUCCUGUCAUGCCUGCAUCGGGGGGACCAAUGUACGUGCCGAGGUGCAGAAGCUUCAGAUGGAGGCUCCCCAUAUCAUCGUGGGCACCCCGGGUCGUGUAUUUGACAUGCUGAAUCGGAGAUACCUGUCUCCCAAGUACAUCAAGAUGUUUGUAUUGGACGAAGCUGAUGAAAUGUUAAGCCGAGGAUUCAAGGACCAGAUCUAUGACAUAUUCCAGAAGCUCAACAGCAACACCCAGGUGGUUUUGCUGUCUGCCACGAUGCCUUCCGAUGUGCUCGAGGUGACUAAGAAGUUCAUGAGGGACCCCAUCCGGAUCCUGGUCAAGAAGGAGGAGCUGACCCUGGAGGGUAUCCGCCAGUUCUACAUCAACGUGGAGCGAGAGGAGUGGAAGCUGGACACGCUGUGUGACCUGUACGAGACCCUGACCAUCACGCAGGCGGUUAUAUUCAUCAACACCCGAAGGAAGGUGGACUGGCUCACUGAGAAGAUGCACGCCCGAGACUUCACCGUGUCCGCCAUGCACGGAGAUAUGGACCAAAAGGAACGAGAUGUUAUCAUGAGGGAGUUCCGCUCCGGCUCUAGCAGAGUACUGAUUACCACUGACCUGCUGGCCAGAGGCAUUGAUGUGCAGCAGGUUUCCUUAGUCAUCAACUAUGACCUUCCCACCAACAGGGAAAACUACAUCCACAGAAUCGGUCGCGGUGGACGAUUUGGCCGUAAGGGUGUGGCUAUUAACAUGGUGACAGAAGAAGACAAGAGGACUCUUCGAGACAUCGAGACCUUCUACAACACCUCCAUUGAGGAGAUGCCGCUCAAUGUUGCUGACCUCAUCUGAGGGGCUGUCCUGCUACCUAGCCCUACCCAGGCUUCAGUCUGGGGGCUGAAGAGCAGGAGGGGGGAGGGAAGGGAGCCAAGGGAUGGACAUCUUGUCAUUUUUUUCUUUUUUUUUUCUUUGAAUAAAUGUCACUUUUUGAGGCAAAAGAAGGAACCGUGAACAUUUUAGACCCCCUUUUCUUUGGGGCAACAGCUGCCCCAGGCGCCGUCGCUUCUCCCAGAAACACUAAUCCAUCUCCGUAACCUAGUCGACCUCUAGCCCCCAGAGGCUCUCCCCACCCCAGCUGAACUCCUCUGAAGAGGAUUCAAGGGGCCAUAGUGUCACUCAACCUCAUUUGCUGGACCAAAUCCGGAGAAUCUUGAGUUAAAUGGCCCAGGGGAUUGUCCCCAAGUGGGGGGAGCAGGGGAGAAAAAAUGGUAGCCAUUUUUACAUUGUUUUGUAUAGUAUUUAUUGAUUCAGGAAACAAAACACAAAAUUCUGAAUAAAAUGACUUGCAAACUGC
This is a messenger RNA of Odobenus rosmarus divergens (Pacific walrus), 1858 nucleotides long. It is a transcript of the gene EIF4A1, whose product is annotated as eukaryotic translation initiation factor 4A1. Lineage: Eukaryota; Metazoa; Chordata; Mammalia; Carnivora; Odobenidae. Gene Ontology annotation, biological process: cytoplasmic translational initiation. The coding region runs from base 136 to 1356 and encodes 406 amino acids. The transcript has 11 exons. The record is from RefSeq and is a predicted model, not a curated record. Gene Ontology annotation, molecular function: ATP binding; translation initiation factor activity; RNA helicase activity. Gene Ontology annotation, cellular component: cytoplasmic stress granule.